AUGGCGGCCACACUAGCGACAAUUUCUUCGCAUACUGUGGGCGCUUUCAAUUCCUUAUCUCCCUCACUCAAAGAGCUGGAGCAAUUUGAGGAACGAGGUCGUCGAAUUUUGGAGUGUGAAAUAAAAGUCCGACAUUGGAAAGAGAAACUCGCUUGUUUGAUGAAAGAGCAAGAGAGGUACUACAGAUUGGCCAGACUGCGACGCAGUGCUGAACUCGAGUGGCUUCAACUAUCACAUGUAGAAAAGAUGAAGAAGGAGAAUAUUAUUGCUGCAUUUCAGUCCGACAAAAUCCCGGCAGGCCUGCAUCGUUUUGUGGAAGACGACUUUCCAUUGCACAUUCGGUCCGACAGAGAGAUAUUCCUGGCUCGGGUGCGUCGCAAGGAUUUUGGGUAUUUUGACACUCUAAGAUACAGCAUUAGGUCCUUAAUUCCACCAGCGCUGCACGGAGACAAAGAAGUCAUGUUGGAAUGCGUCCAACGGAAUGCUCGAGCUGUGGAAUGUUUGACAGAUGAUUUGAAAGACGACAAGGAUAUGUUCCGCGCGGUUCUCAAGACCAGCCCUCUGGCGCCGAAAUUUUUACUUCUUUUUUCAGAGGAGGUGCGGUCAGAUCCUGUCCUUGUGCUCCAAUUAUUUCACCAUCCAGACGUAUCGCCAUCCCAUGGGAAGCCAAAGACACAAGUUAUGAGGUAUGCCUCGCAGCGCUUGAGAGGCGAUUAUGAUUUUGUCUUACAAUGUGUCCAGAAGUCAGGGUUGAACUUACGACAUGCUUCAGACAAUCUUCGCCGAGAUCCAAGAAUUGUUGCUGCAGCCUGUGCGGAGAAUAGGGAAGCAAUUGCACAUUGUUUGCCUGAAGCCAUUGUUGACGGCAUGUGGGAGCAUAUUGAUAUCGCCAAGGCCGUAGUCACACAACCUGAUCUUGAUCUAGCCAUGAAGUGCAUGGAAAGGUAUAAUGGCAACCAUGAGAUAUUAUCCCUUGCACUGUUUCACUUGGAAAUCGAAUGGGAUAUGUUACCUGAGGAAUUGCAAUCCAAUGUUGAUUUCAUCCUCCGUGCGAUAAAACUUCAACCAGAAAAAGUGUGGUAUUCUCUCUCAAAAGAGAUGCGCGACGAGCUUCGUGUAGGAUCAGAGAUGCUCAAGAACAAGAGUUGCACAGAAGAGAUGAUUUGGGAUGUGAUAGAAGAAUGCCCCGACGUGUUGUUCAGUCGCGAAUGCGUGAAAGCCUUCCUUAUGAAUCAUAGUCACCUUACAAGUGCGCUUGAAUAUAUCAGUGGGAUAACAGAUGUAAAUAUUUGGAAUGACAGGGAAAUGAUGCUGGUGGCAAUAUCGCAGAACCAUUGGCAUUGGGAUGGGUGCUCUGAGGUGCUUCGACAGGACAGAGACUUCAUGCUCGAACUUGCCGAAAAAUGUCCGUCAGUGUUCGUAUGUGUCGAAGAUGAAUACCAAAUGCAGCACCCUGAAAUGGUAAUCCGGGCGCUACAGAAACACCCCGAAUACCUGAAAGAGAGGUUCGAUGAUUUCUGUCCAGAGUUAUGGGAAAAUAGGAAGGUCGUUAUGGCUUGGCUAGAGAUUGGUGGUGGCUGGUCCGAGCAUUUCUUUCCAGAGGAGUUUAGCAACGAUGAAGAACUAAUUUUGAUGGCAAUACAGCAUCAGUUGGAAGACAUCGGUAUGGCUUCUGAUGAAUUAUUGGAAGACGAGUUAUUCAUCUCGAAAGCUUUGGCCGUAAAUGCGAGCAUUAUUGAACGCGUUAACCCAAUCCUAAUUUGGGAAGAGGAUUUACUCAUGGUGGCAAUCAGCAAAGAUGCCCAUUGCAUUGGCUACUUUUUGGAAGAAUUUGAAGAUACCGGGACCCUCGUUUCGUUCGCUCAAAAGGUACGGCAUAAACUGCGCGAGUACUGGACCUUCCACAAUGAUGUCCUUCCAUCAAUGAGGGCAUCUUCAAAAGAACAGAAUGAUUGUUUUCUACCUAUGCUGAAUCAAGGGCCAGCCACCCUGGCCACAUACAUUGACAAGAUCUCCUCAUAUGUCGGCAUGAUGGACGAGGGAGAAAUCCCGACCUAUAUAGCUGCUUCCAAUCAUCUUGCUUCAUGGGGACUGUGA
This is a messenger RNA of Cylindrotheca closterium, 2097 nucleotides long. The record is from the annotation of a GenBank genome assembly. NCBI's taxonomy places the organism in Eukaryota, Bacillariophyta, Bacillariophyceae, Bacillariales, Bacillariaceae.